Molecule: messenger RNA, 1361 nt
Organism: Salmo salar (Atlantic salmon)
Lineage: Eukaryota; Metazoa; Chordata; Actinopteri; Salmoniformes; Salmonidae
Gene: rab25
Product: RAB25, member RAS oncogene family
Molecular function (GO): GTP binding; GTPase activity
Source: RefSeq, marked provisional
AGAACUACCUUAUGACACAGCGGAGCAAGUUCCUUGUAAACAAUCUAGUUUUAUAUUAAACAUAGAGGGGGACAGAUGACUUGGGAAGUAUUUGUGCAGCUCUUUUAAAUCUGAAGAUUAGGGUGAGUGGCUUCUGGGCUAGUGUCAUCUUUCCUUUCUCCCCUCACACUUUGAGAGCUGGAUUUGAAGACCAGGCAUUACAUUGUGGCACCACUGAAGGGGUACAUCAUGGGUUCAGAUGAGGCCUACAACUUUGUCUUUAAGGUGGUUCUGAUAGGUGAGUCCGGCGUUGGCAAGAGCAACCUGCUCUCCCGCUUCACCAAGAACGAGUUCAACCACGACAGCCGCACCACCAUCGGGGUGGAGUUCAGCACACGCACAAUUCAACUGAAAAGUCUCAUCAUCAAGGCUCAAAUCUGGGACACGGCUGGGCUGGAGCGGUACAGGGCCAUCACCUCCGCUUAUUAUAGAGGAGCUGUCGGAGCGCUACUGGUCUAUGACAUCACCAAGCAUCUGACCUAUGAGAGUGUGGAGCGCUGGCUUAAGGAGCUCUAUGAUCAUGCAGACCCUCACAUCGUAGUCAUGCUGGUGGGCAACAAAACAGAUCUGGGGUCAGAGCGAUCAGUGCCCAAUGAGGAGGCCAAGGACUUUGCAGAAAAGAAUGGCCUAUUGUUCUUAGAGACAUCAGCCUUGGAGUCCACAAACGUUGAGACGGCAUUCCAAAAUGUCCUUGGAGAGAUCCACAGGAAGGUGAGCAGUAAAAAGGUGCUCCGGGGGUCCAUUAGUGCCGUGUCUCUGGCCAGCCCUGUCCCCAGAGCUGCAGGCGACCCUGAAGAGAAGAAGCCCUGCUGUAGGAACCUCUGAUGGGGCAAACCACCCAGUGGGGGGGGGUGACUGUGGAGCAGUAUGGGGCUACCUGCCCCACCCACCCCUAUUACGACCUCAUGUGGUAUAGAGCACUCCAUCUUCCUCUAGUUAUUCUGCCAAAAGGGUGCACAUCUGAUUGAAAAGAAUGAUGCUGAGCAAGACCACUUUGAUGUGACACAGUUACAUGGCGGCAGACAGAAUGAGUUUUCCAUUCCUAAAGAUUAUGUAAUGUGUAUGUAUGUACAUGGCUGGAGGUCCAUGGUACAUUUCCCCAAAGAAUCCAGAAAUCAUUUGAAUAUAAAAAAUGUCUCAAACAAAGAUUUUGUGUAAACUUUUAAGAUUCGACUUUGCUUGGAAGGAUACAUUUUUUUUGGAAAAAAAGGUAGUCAACUGAUGUACAGAAUAUUUGUAUUUUUUGUGACUGGACAACAGGUGCCAAAACCAUGUUUAUAAUUUUACACAAAGCUUGAUUAAUUAAAUUUGCUGUCACUGUU